Messenger RNA from Aspergillus welwitschiae, 875 nucleotides. RefSeq lists its product as uncharacterized. Bases 417 to 701 code for a protein of 94 amino acids. NCBI's taxonomy places the organism in Eukaryota, Fungi, Ascomycota, Eurotiomycetes, Eurotiales, Aspergillaceae. The transcript has 2 exons. The record is from RefSeq and is a predicted model, not a curated record.
CCGUCGCGCGUCCUCCUCCCUCUACUUCACCUCGUCAUUAUUUCCCCGACUGUCACUCAAGUCGAUUCCCUUCAGACUUGCUCACCUACUAGCUCCGACGGUACUUUUCCGUCUGUAGCUAGUGUGGCCUUUUCUUGUCACUUUUACCCUUUUACCUUUUUUUUCUUCUUUUCUUCCCUUCUCAAAACAAACACCUGUGCUCACCUGCGCGUCGACAUCGUCCUUCCAAUUCUACGCAACGUUGUCGCUUUCUACUAGGCUUGCGCGCUGCAGUUCUCUUCUUCGCGAAAUCUUCAUUCACACGGAGCUCUAAUUAUCGUCGUUCUUACGAUCUUCUUCCGAGCCUUCCAACCUUCGAUCGCAGACGUCCUUCGAACCGAAUGACUCCCUAAUCUAAAGCAUCAUCACUCAGCAAGAUGUUCGGAGGUUUCGGACAGAAUAACCAGCAAAGCUCCGGCUUCGGGGCAGGCUCUGGCUUCGGUGGCACGAGUACUGGUGGAGGCUUUGGAUCGACAUCGUCCCCCUUUGGUGGCGGUAAUACAUCCGGUGGUGGCUUGUUUGGAAACACCUCCAGUAGCUUUGGUUCCGGUGGAGGUACGUGCCUGACGGCUAUAUCUCAGUGGGCUUGGCGAUCCUUUCUCUUCCACCUGUGCCUUGGGGCGGACCCCUCGACUUUCCUGUGCUCGAUCACCGAUUUGUGACCGAAGUGGCGUUUUCGAGGACCCUCACCACUGGCUCCUAAGGCAACAAGUCUCUGGAUUGGAAGAAUGCCUUCACAUCAAAUGUCGUCCAUUGACCGCCGGAGAUCCAUGGCCCAAGGAUGGAUUCUAAUCAGAAGUUCCAGGAUCUGUCUAUUGUUGUGAUUUAUUAGCGAA